Klebsormidium nitens is the source of this 2041-nucleotide messenger RNA. Lineage: Eukaryota; Viridiplantae; Streptophyta; Klebsormidiophyceae; Klebsormidiales; Klebsormidiaceae. The record is from the annotation of a GenBank genome assembly.
CUUGAAGAACGACCCAGAACUGCAGCUCUCGCUCAAGACGUUGCACUGUGGGUGGCAUCCUCUGCAAUUUGCAAGCACAGCACACUGUGAAUCCGAUCGUUUUCAAAGAAGCAAGAAAGCAUUGAAAUGUGAACGGACUCGUGCAGUUCACAUUCUUCAGAAUUUUGCAAGCAUGGAUCGCCGCGGGGCCUCGCUAACCGCCUUGGCCCUCAUUCUUCUUGUCUGCAACAAUGCAUUCCUGGCGCAUGCUUAUGAAGCAAAAAGCAGGCCCGCAGUGAACAUCCGCAAGGGGCUGGCUUUGGGACGGACAGCAUCUUACUUUGCUGCUGCUGGUGGUGAAAGCUUUCCCCCCGCACCUUUGAUGCCAAUCCCAAAUGCAAGACAGUUGAAGUGGGAGCGAGGGGAACUUUCCAUGUUCCUCCACUUUGGCAUCAACACUUUCCACGACGUCGAGGUUGGGAGCGGGAUGGAGGAUCCCGCUUCCUUCAACCCCACAGAACUCAAUGCAACACAAUGGGCGGAGGCCGCAAAGCAUGCUGGCUUCCAGUUUGUUGUCAUAGUUGCAAAGCACCCCGAUGGCUUUUGCAACUGGCCGUCCAAGUACACCACGCACUCUGUAGCGGCCAGCCCCUUCCGUGGGGGUAAGGGCGACGUGGUGCGCGAGGUCUCGGAUGCCGCGCGCGAGGUGGGGAUAGGAUUCGGGCUGUAUUUAGCCCCCUGGGACAAGCACGAGCCGACGUACGGGAACACGAGGCUGUACAAUGAGUAUUACAUGGGCCAGCUGACCGAGAUAAUGUCAGAGUACGGCCCAGUAGAGUACAUAUUCUACGAUGGCGCGAAGGAGGGGGGGCCUGAAAUGCAAUACCACUUCGACCAGAUCUUUGCGCUCAACCACGAGUUGCAGCCGACGUGCUCCAUCUUCUCGGACAACGGCCCGGACGUCCGGUGGGUGGGCAACGAGGCGGGGUGGGCCGGAACGACCAACUGGGCCACCAUUGACCGCAGCAAGGUUCCCAUUGGCGGCGGCUACACGAUGCCCGCGUACCUAGCCUCCGGCGAGGAGGGCGCCCCCGACUGGGCGCCGGCCGAAUGCGAGACGACCAACCGGUACAACCAGUGGUUCUGGCACACGGACGGCGUGGUACGUACCGUCCCCGAGAUGGUCGCCAUCUACUUCGCGACCGUCGGGCGCAACUGCCACCUGUGCAUGAACGUGCCGCCGGACCGGCGCGGCCUCAUUCCCGACGAGGACCUGGCCCAGCUGCGCGGCUUCCGGGCGACCCUCGACGAAAUUUUCGACACCGACUUGUCCGAAGGCGCGAAUGUGUCCGCGAGCAGCGUCCGGGGGGGUGGCGGCAACCCUGAUUUCGCCCCCCGGAACGUGUUGGACGCCGAUCCGGAGACGUACUGGGCGACGGACGACGAAGUCGCGGACGGUUACGUGGAGCUGGAGCUGCCGGAGGAGAGGAAGUUCAACGUUAUCAGACUGCAGGAGCCCAUCUUUUUGGGUCAGCGGAUUGCCGCCCACACCGUCGACAUCUGGAACGGCGCCACCGAGUCGUGGGAGACCGUGGUCAGAGAAACGACUAUCGGCAACAAGAGGUUGCACUUGAUUAAACCGGUGUCAACCAAGAAAGUCCGCUUGGUCAUCCUGAGGUCACGGGCUUGCCCGUUAUUGUCCUCCAUUGGGCUUCAUUACUAUAAAGCGGAGACUCUGCCGGUUGUGCACCGCGAGUCUAUGCCGUUGCUCGGGAUGAGAAACCUGGUGCAAUAGUUGGUGCAAUAGUCGACUGUACGAUGCCUUAGUCAGUGUCUACUUUUGAGUGAGAGACUGCGAAUCCGAUUGGCAACCGUUAUACCACCAGUUGAGGAACUGACUGUGCAUGUUGUUGCAGAUAAACCCGCAAUUCCCUUAUAAUGCGUAGCUUGCCAUUGAAUCGGACACCAUCAUGAUUCGGAGCAAUCAAUGUAUGUUCUCUCGUUGGAAUCAUGUUACGGCCUCCCCCUGAUGCCGCCACAAUGAUUACACAGUAGAAAGCCA